UUGGUGAAAGUCGCUCACGUGACGAGAGAUUCGUAAGGUACAAGUAGCCCGCCAUAGUACACGCACGCAAUGGAAGAUUCACGUUCAACUCCAACACGAAUGCAGCACCUAGGCCAGCGUAUUCCGCCAUUCGGGAAGGUGCAACGAAACCUUAUUCUGAUUGCGGCCGGGAUUUUCAUGGUUUUCCUGGUCAUACUCUCGACGACCGCUAAGCGCGAUCCUUCAAUGAGCUUCGAGAAAGCGCUGAGAUCCCUGGAGAAGCGAGACUACUAUUCAACCGUGGAAAGCUCCAUGGACGUAUCGACGGAACCUUGUAAAGACUUCUACCAAUACGUGUGCGGGAACUGGCGGUCAGUCAACCCUACCACGGCAACAAACUUCGAGCUGGGACAGCGACGGGUCAUGAUAAGAAUGAAACAGCUGGUGGAAAGCAGGAAUUUCGACCCCAAGCAGGAGACAAGUGCGGAUAAAAUUGUGGCAGGAAUUCAAAGCUGCUACAACGUGCGAACAGACAGAAGAGACGACCUCUAUAUUGUUAAGGACUUUCUCCGGGAGAAUGGCUUGUUAAAGCACCGUAGCGUAAAGAUGUCCAAAGCCGGGAUCAAAGACGACAUUUUGAAUGCUUUAGUUCGACUUGACAUGAAGUACUCUUUAUCUAUUACCCAUUCUAUGAGACCUUCCAUUGAUCUACGUGCGAGGGACAAGUUGAUCUUGGUGCUAGAGCUUGGAAUGCUUCUGCCUGGUUGGAUGAAGGCCUACAAGAGAGGAAUAUCUGAGGCAGCCUACGUCGUCGGUGGAGAAAACUUCUACACGAACACCGUGAGCGUACACACCAAGGUUGUUUCCUGGACUGCUGAAGCGAAGUCGUCCCCGCCCGAGUACUCCACACUGCGGGACAUGCUUAUCACAACCUACUCUGACCUUACUGUGGAAAGAUGGCUCCACGCUGUCAGUGGCGUCUCCCCGCUAAACAUGACCGCAUCCACGGAAGUCUACAUUUCCAACCCAGUAGGAAUCAUGCUAACGGAUAAACUUGUCUCCGAGUACUCCUUGCGUCCCACCCCAGCCUUGAACUGGAUAGCCAUGAUACUUUUCCAUUACCUAUCUAGCGCCUCUUCCUUUGCGCUAAUGAAGUCAUUCCAAAGACACAGGCCUAGCUGCACUAGCUACUUCGCACAUGUUGCUCCAUACGCGUUGGGUGCUUUACUGACAUCGAAGUACCUUACAGAGAAGCAAGUUGCCGCAGCAAAGCACGUGCGGAAGUCCGUAAUGGAAACCGCCGUUUCUAUGUUCCCGUGGUUGGAUAGAGAGAGUCGAUCGCUAGCCACAGACCGCGUGAAGAACAUCACCGUUAUUCUGGGCUUUCCAAGCCACCUGGAAUCCCGCGACGGGUUCGACAAGCAUUUUGCUUACCUUCCGCGGUUUGGAGAUCCUUUCGUGCUUCACUUUCUAGAAGCUCUGAGAACUAAAACCGCUAUAACCUUCCGUCUGUAUCCGAAACCCACCAAGGCUUCUCUGAGUCACCUGAAGGCCAUGGCCUACACUGGAGACGUGUCACCGUCGGCAACUGCGCGGUACAUCGAUUUCCUUCACGUGGUUUUCCUUCCGAUCAUGUUCUUCUUUCCCCCUUUCAUAGAGCCAGACUCCCCGGCCGUGUCGUACGGUGGCUUUGGGCACGUUCUAGCUCACGAGAUUUUCCAUUCCUUCGACACGUCAUCGAUAGACAAGGAUUUGAACGGUACAGUGAAAACGUGGCUUCAGGCUCCCGCCAAGAAAGCGUACGACGAGAAGCUACAAUGUGUACUGCGACACUACGCCGCGGAGAAUGAACCUGGAAGCUGGACAUACAGCCUGAAGACGAAGGAUGAGAACUUUGCGGAUAUCGUUGCCUAUCAAGCUAUUCUGCACGCGCUCAAGAAAGAUGAGAGAGCGAAUUUGAAGGGCGCUUCAUCGAUACGAGGACUGACCAACGAACAGCUAUUUUACGUCAGCUUGUGCCAUAAGUGGUGCACGAGCAGAAGAAAUGCGAAUCCUACGACGAGCGUUGUGUGGUAUCCCCGGCCCGAGCAUCGUUGUAAUAUAGUGUUGAACACCGCAAAGGAAUUUGGAGCAGCAUUUAGUUGCCCUCGCAAUAUAUCCACGCUAUGCCUGUUCAAAUAGGCAAAGUUAACAAAAUAAAGAUCAUAGGCGUGUUUGUA
Molecule: messenger RNA, 2198 nt
Organism: Ornithodoros turicata
Lineage: Eukaryota; Metazoa; Arthropoda; Arachnida; Ixodida; Argasidae
Product: endothelin-converting enzyme 1-like
Exons: 2
Coding region: 70-2160 (696 amino acids)
Biological process (GO): protein processing
Cellular component (GO): plasma membrane
Molecular function (GO): metalloendopeptidase activity
Source: RefSeq, a predicted model, not a curated record